AUGCUAUCUUUCAGGACAACUGGAUAUAAUGGAUAUGGAGUCAGGUACUCGCCGUUUUAUGACAACAAGGUUGCUGUUGCUACGAGUGCAAAUUACGGGCUGGUAGGCAACGGACGACUUUAUUUGCUGAGCAUCAACGAUGAUGGAUCCAUAACACAAGACAACAUAUUCGACACCCAGGACGGUCUUUUCAGUGUGGCAUGGUCCGAAUCACACGAGAACCAGGUUUUGACAUCUUCGGGUGAUGGGUCUAUUUCGCUGUUUGACAUAACACUUUCCAAGUUCCCCGUGAUGAACUUCAAGGCCCAUCAGCGAGAGGUGUUCUCGGUGAAUUGGAAUCUGGUUGAAAAACACAGCUUUUGCUCGGCAUCUUGGGAUGGAACCGUGAGGGUGUGGUCUCCCAUGAAUUCAGACCCAUUGCUCACGUUGACGUCUGCUAAAGACCAUUCUGUCAUUGCGUCUGCUCCUGGCUCGAAGAUGGCUCCUCCUCUUUCUGCCAAGCCUUCUCUCGAGAAUACCACAAAUGAUUGUGUGUAUAACGCCGUGUUUUCGCCUCACGAUGCAAACGUGAUAAUAUCAUGCAAUUCGGCGUCGCAUCUUCAGAUAUGGGAUAUUCGGUCUCCCCAACCUUUGCAGAUGGACUUCAUAGCGCAUGGGGGACUCGAGACACUGAGUUGUGAUUUCAACAAGUACAGAACUUCGGUCAUAGCAACCGCCAGUGUUGAUAAGACCAUCAAGGUUUGGGAUCUGAGAACAAUUUCUGGGGUGGCUCAUGCCGGCUCGCCUCUUCAGCCGCACCAUAACGUUGGACCCACUCCUCUCAACAGAUUCAUAGGGCACGAUUUCGCAAUCAGGAACAUCGCAUGGUCGCCCCACUCCGGUGACAAGCUUUUAUCGUGUUCGUAUGAUAUGACAUGUCGUGUUUGGAACGACCAAACCGACGAUAAGGCAAGGUUCCUGAACAAAACGAAUCAUGGGCAGGCAUGUGUGAAUGUGUUUGGUAGGCAUCGUGAGUUUGUGGUUGGGUGUGACUGGAGUUUGUGGGGUGAGCCUGGUUGGGUGGCCAGUACGGGCUGGGACGAGAUGGUUUAUAUAUGGGAUGCAAAGAGGAAGUAUUGA
Kuraishia capsulata CBS 1993 is the source of this 1119-nucleotide messenger RNA. RefSeq lists its product as uncharacterized. NCBI's taxonomy places the organism in Eukaryota, Fungi, Ascomycota, Pichiomycetes, Pichiales, Pichiaceae. The transcript has a single exon. The coding region runs from base 1 to 1119 and encodes 372 amino acids. Gene Ontology annotation, molecular function: protein binding. Gene Ontology annotation, biological process: protein import into peroxisome matrix. Gene Ontology annotation, cellular component: peroxisomal matrix; cytosol. The record is from RefSeq and is a predicted model, not a curated record.